Messenger RNA from Pristis pectinata (smalltooth sawfish), 2115 nucleotides. It is a transcript of the gene tmem82, whose product is annotated as transmembrane protein 82. Bases 49 to 1077 code for a protein of 342 amino acids. Lineage: Eukaryota; Metazoa; Chordata; Chondrichthyes; Rhinopristiformes; Pristidae. The transcript has 6 exons. The record is from RefSeq and is a predicted model, not a curated record.
GUGACUGGGUGGACUUUGAGCCAGUGUCGGGACGGACGGAGCCGGGAAAUGUGGGGCCUUUUCCGACGGUGCAUUCCCAGUUUUGGGUGGAUUUUGCAGGGAACCAGUCCCAUUGACAGCCUCCUACAGGGUGCGAUUGCCGCCUGUGCCGUCUCUAUUCUCAACCACCUGCUGCGGAUCCACCUUCACAUCCAAUGUUUGAAUGAUCCUACCCGUGUUGACAUCACAGCUGCAAAAUUCCAUACGCCACGACAAAUCCUACAUUCUCUGCACCUCUGCAUCCUGACCGCCCUAUUCUCCUCCGUGGGAUCGAGAGUGGCCUCUCUCGUGGUGUUGGAGUUCUCACUUCGAACAGUUUCGGUAUUGCUUUCCAACAACCGUUCCACAUCCAAUAAACAGAUCUUCCUCCUGUGCCAGUUCUCCCUGGGAUGCGGAAUGACAGCCAGCUUAAGCUUCCUGAAUGAGGGGGCUCCUCACUCGACGUUAAGCUUGGUGCUGAGCACGGCUCUGACUGGCCUCAUUAUGUGCUACGUGUGGAAACUCUCAAAGCACAUCAGCCUGAUGUACGAGUUACACAGCAAGGAGCAGUACUGUGGGGUUUGCAUCCUCCUCCUGACCACCUGGCACGACAUUCCCAAGCUGCUGUGCAAUGCCUUGAAAGUAGCAUUCAUUGUGGCAGACGUGGCAGCCAUCUUCCUCAUCAACAGAGACUUCAUCACCACCUCCGAGGCAAUAAGAUUCUGGACGCCCCUGACCAUCUGUUACACACUGCUGGUGAUCUACAUGCAAGAGGAGCAGAAGCAGAAUCCAGGUGAGCAGACGACUUACCAGACGGUGGCUGUGAGGAUGGGUGGGCUGCUGAUCCUGACCCUGACAGUGGGGAGGUGGAUAGACGUGGUCCACGUGCUGCUGUCCCUGUUCGGAGAAAUGUGGUGCCUGAUCCGAGCCGGAGCAAUGCUGGAGAUCUGCAGACAGCAGGAUCCCCCAGGCCUCCAUCACAGAGGAGGGAUAAGACAACCUCGGCUCAGUGCACAGAGGAGAUGGAAAGUAUCUGACAUCCAAACUUCAGAUCAUUAAAAAAGACAGCAGCUUACUAGGAAGUGGAUCUGGAUUGUGUAUGGAGACCAACUGAUUCAGCCUUGACUAUUUCAACGUUUUUUUAAUUUGCUCUUUGUAUCGACUUGGAGGGAGGGGAAAAGUUGCUGAACACCAAACCCUAAAACUAUAAUGCUCUCAACAACAGGGCUUUGUUGGUAGGUGUGAAGGGGCAUAAAAUAUCCCGGGAUAUGAGUCUUUCUGAGUUGCCGUUUCCUCAUUAUUGUGGUGGUGGGGUAUUAAUUUUGUGGGUAAUUACACUAGAGUGUUUCCCUUGAAACACCAGCAGGGACUCUCAUACAGUUUAGUAAACUGGUCGUGUGGGUGGGAGGAGGCAACUCCCUGCACUGACUCUGCUAUUUCCAUUUCUGCCCCCCACGUAUGUCUUUUUAAAGAUGAAGCAUCCUGGCCUGUCCACUCUCCAAGGUGAAGGCACCACCAACUGGUACUGAGGCAGGAAGAUCACCAGGUCUUUGUUGCACCUGCUGAUCACAGCUGAGGGGAGGGAGGUUUUAGUGGUUCUUGUCAAUGUUAACUUGGGGAUGCCCACACUAAUUGAAGCAAAGGAAAAAAAUUAGCUAGAAUUCCUGAUACUGAUCAGUCUAUGUCUGAAGCUUGUGCAGUAAGGGAAGGUAUUGUGCUUAGUUUAGAUCCCUCUUGUAAUUAAAUAUUCUGCUAGUAUUCAGAUGAGAAGAUAUGAUGUCGUGAGCAUUUAUGGAGCUCCUUAACUCAAUAUGUAUUGACACAUUUGGAUGAUAGAGAAAAUUGAAUGAAAAAUUAUUUUAGUUUUGUAUUUGCAAUUUAUGCUACAUCAUUAUCAAGCAGAUUUUCAGUAUGCACAGUCAGACUUUGAAAUGGUGUAGAAAUGAUAGACAUUUUUAAUGAAUCUAAAAUAUUUCCUAUGUGUGUCCUGCCACAAGUCUGUUAUGUGGGAGCUCAAAGGCAUGUAAACUGGAAAUGUUUUUUCUGUUGUCAUCUACCUCAGGUUUGUUUUGUCAUAUUCUGUGUAAAAUUUAUUGA